Molecule: messenger RNA, 1234 nt
Organism: Zophobas morio
Lineage: Eukaryota; Metazoa; Arthropoda; Insecta; Coleoptera; Tenebrionidae
Product: ethanolamine-phosphate cytidylyltransferase-like
Exons: 2
Coding region: 32-1102 (356 amino acids)
Biological process (GO): phosphatidylethanolamine biosynthetic process
Cellular component (GO): cytoplasm
Molecular function (GO): ethanolamine-phosphate cytidylyltransferase activity
Source: RefSeq, a predicted model, not a curated record
ACAAGUCAAACAUUAAUCGAAAACAUCCGUCAUGCUCGAAAAACCCAACUUCCAAAAUGGCGCCAAAUCCACCAGGGUUUGGUGCGACGGCUGCUACGACCUGGUGCACUUUGGUCACGCGAAUUCCCUACGACAGGCCAAAGCUCUCGGGGAUCACCUCGUCGUCGGAAUUCACAGCGACGAAGAGGUCACCAAACACAAAGGACCUCCGGUUUUCACUUUCGAGGAGCGCUGUAAGAUGAUUUCGGCCAUUAAGUGGGUAGAUGAAGUGGUGGAAGGCUCUCCUUACGUUACGGAUUUGGAGAUCCUCAACGAGCACGCUUGCGAUUUCUGCUGUCAUGGAGACGAUAUCACGUUAACAGACGCCGGAGAAGACACCUACCACAAGAUCAAGGAAGCUGGGCGGUACAGGGAGGUCCAGCGAACCCCUGGAAUAUCGACCACGGGUUUAGUUGACAGGAUUUUAGCCGUGGCGGAAAAAACGAAUCGGAAGGAGCUGGCGAAGUCCCCGUGGACCGGUUCCAGCAAGUUCCUCCUCACUGCGGGAAAAAUCGUCCAAUUCUCACAGGGAAGGCCGCCGAAGGAAGGAGAUGUGGUGGUGUACGUGGUCGGCGCGUUCGAUCUGUUCCACGUGGGGCACCUCCACUUCUUGGAGAAGGCCCGGGAGCUGGGGAAUUACCUGAUCGUGGGGCUGUACUCGGACCAGGUGAUUAAUCGGUAUAAGGGCGAUAAUCAUCCGAUUAUGACGCUACAUGAGCGAUUAUUGAGUCUAUUGGCGUGUAAAUAUGUCUCGGAGGUGGUGAUAGAUGCGCCGAUGGCCGUUACCAAAGACUUAAUGGAGUGGUUUAAAAUUGAUGUCGUCGCAGGUGGACGUUUUGGAGUGGAAGACGGAGCAGACUCGGACGAUCCUUAUAAAUAUCCUAAGGAAGUGAGGAAAUUUGUUGAGAUUAAUUCCGGGAGUGAUGUCACGACGGAAAAAAUUAUCGAGCGAAUCGUUAAGAAUAAAUUAGAAUACAUGGAAAGGAACGAAAAGAAGGAAAAAAAGGAGCUUGACUUGAUUAACGAGAUGGAGAAGAAACAAGAAUGGAAACAGACGAGCUGAACAAUUCUAUUAUACAAAUUAUAUUCGAAUUUACAUUUUUUAACUGUAAUUUACUUAUAAGGGAUGGGCUGUUGCUGUUACUUUAUAUUGUACCGCUUUAUUAUUUUUAUCUAACCGUUGACUUAUUUUAAC